AUGGCUGAAGCGGCAUGCAACAUGGAGUUGACAAGUGUCUCUGUGCUACUUUGCUGCAAUGCAAGUGGUAAAGACAAGCAGGAUCCGAAUAUCUUUGAUAGGUUCUGGCAAAGUGCACCCAUUGUCUUUGCAUCGGAUAAUCAUCACGGCACGGUGAUUGAUGCCGAUACUGAGGACUUGACAAAGUUGUCAUUCAUACAAUGGUUGUUGAACUUCGAUUGCACUCUGAAUCGCGGUUUCCUGCUUCUCGUUAACAAAACUGUGUGGUACCUCCCGAAGCAUGGAGACAGUAAUAUCUAUGCCUUCCUGCACCAUGUCAAAGUGCUUCAGGCCCCCAAGAAGCUCGAUCAAGCACUACCUAUCCGUACGGAGAUUGCAGUAUAUUUCAAGGUCAGUUACGACACGCAAUUAUUGGAGCUGUGGAGGAGCAAGGGAAUUCAGUCAAUCGAUCAACAGCAUGGUGUCGACACUAUUGAUGAACGCCCUCAGCUCCUCAAGUUAUCUUUGGUAUGCUUUAAGAAGUACUGGAGCUAG
This is a messenger RNA of Gamsiella multidivaricata, 534 nucleotides long. RefSeq lists its product as uncharacterized. The transcript has 2 exons. The coding region runs from base 1 to 534 and encodes 177 amino acids. NCBI's taxonomy places the organism in Eukaryota, Fungi, Mortierellomycota, Mortierellomycetes, Mortierellales, Mortierellaceae. The record is from RefSeq and is a predicted model, not a curated record.